UACCGUGUGUUCUCAAGAGUAAAUCAAUCAAAAAAUUAAUUUAAUCUUUCUAACUAUUUAAAUUAAUUUUGUAUAAAGUGAGUUUCAAAGUUUAAACUUUUCUUUGUUGGAAAGAUAAUUUCAGAAAUCUUUUCUUAAAGAAAAAACAUCAAAGAGCAAUAUGUUACGAAUGUUAAUAAUUUUAUUAUUUAUUUGCUCGUUGGGCUUAACAAGUGCCCGUCCUGCUGAAGAACCAACAAGAUUCGCUCUCGGCAACGUACAAAAUAAUGCAGAAAACAUCACGCUUUCAAAACUGGAAGAAACAAAGCAAAUAAACAACGAAUUUCGAAAUAGUCUCGAUACGUUAAUUAUUAAAUCUGACAAACCUCAAAGUCGCAGAUCUAUACCACCUUUACCAAGUACAACGCCAAUAAUUUUGUUUCCUCCGAUACCGCGAGAAACGGCUCGUUUAGAAAACGAUACUGCACAAGCUAUUUUAGAAAAACCAUAUCUUGACAACGUCAGACAAGUUUUUAAUAGUUUUGUAACUCCAAAACCACUUGUUGAUCGAAUUAGGGACGACGAAAAAUAUGGCAAUACAGGAGAUAAAUUUGUUGGACUCGGAAGAGCGAUCAUUAAUGGUUAUGAGAACUUUAGCAAUUUUCUGAACUUAUUAACGGCAUUUCCUAGUGGAAUCUUGAAGAACACUUCUGAAGGACUAACGCAAACAUUGGAUGCAAUAGGAGCACGGCUUAUUGGACUCCAAUAAUAAACGAUUAUAAAAGACGCAAUUAAAAUCAAAUGUACAUAAAUUAAAUAAAAAGUU
Messenger RNA from Vollenhovia emeryi, 805 nucleotides. RefSeq lists its product as uncharacterized. The transcript has 3 exons. Lineage: Eukaryota; Metazoa; Arthropoda; Insecta; Hymenoptera; Formicidae. The record is from RefSeq and is a predicted model, not a curated record. Bases 161 to 748 code for a protein of 195 amino acids.